Messenger RNA from Pomacea canaliculata, 3456 nucleotides. RefSeq names its product GMP reductase 2-like. Gene Ontology annotation, molecular function: GMP reductase activity. NCBI's taxonomy places the organism in Eukaryota, Metazoa, Mollusca, Gastropoda, Architaenioglossa, Ampullariidae. Bases 224 to 1129 code for a protein of 301 amino acids. Gene Ontology annotation, cellular component: GMP reductase complex. The record is from RefSeq and is a predicted model, not a curated record. The transcript has 7 exons. Gene Ontology annotation, biological process: nucleotide metabolic process.
UAAACUUCACAAUAGCAGCUUUGCCCAUUAGAAGUUUCAGAUGAUUAGUCGGGCUGGUGAUCUUUGGCAAACAUGUUUUUGACACGCUUCGUAUGGCAGAUAAAUAGUAUCAGAGUAACUACAAUAAAGAAAUAUCGUGACUGCCUUACAUUAGUCAUUUGUUGACUUAACAAGGUCCUUCACAUUCCGAAACUCAGGUCAGUCCUACACUGGCAUCCCUGUUAUGGCUGCCAACAUGGACACGGUGGGCACCUUUGAAAUGGCCAGAGAGUUGUCACGGUUUAAAGUGUUUACUGCUAUCCACAAGCACUAUUCUGUAGAUGCCUGGAAGGAGUUUGCUGCUCAGAACAAAGAGAGUAUAAAGUAUGUAGCAGCCAGUUCUGGCAUUGGUGAAGGAGAUCUGAGCAAGCUGAAGUACAUCUUGGAAGCAGUGCCAGAAGUAAUGUACAUUUGCAUUGAUGUUGCCAAUGGUUACUCAGAGCAUUUUGUUCAGUUUGUACGGGAUGCUCGCAAGAUGUUCCCUUCCCAUACCAUUUUGGCUGGCAAUGUUGUUACUGGAGAAAUGGUAGAGGAGCUGAUUUUGUCAGGUGCUGAUGUAAUCAAAGUUGGAAUUGGCCCAGGAUCUGUCUGCACCACCCGCAGAAAGACAGGUGUGGGAUACCCACAGUUAAGUGCUGUCAUUGAGUGUGCUGAUGCAGCACAUGGCUUAGGGGGACAUAUUAUUUCUGAUGGAGGCUGCACAUGCCCAGGAGAUGUGGCCAAGGCAUUUGGGGCAGGCGCUGACUUUGUCAUGCUAGGCGGCAUGUUUGCAGGACAUACAGAGUCAGGUGGCGAGGUUAUUGAGCGAAAUGGCAAAAAGUUCAAGCUCUUCUAUGGAAUGAGUUCUGCCAUGGCUAUGGAGAAGCAUGCUGGAGGUGUUGCAGAUUACAGGGCUUCUGAAGGGAAGACAGUGGAGAUAGAGUAUCGUGGCGAUGUAGAGAAGACCAUUCAAGACAUCCUAGGUGGAAUUCGGUCCACAUGCACGUACGUAGGUGCCUCUAAGUUGAAAGAGCUCAGUCGCCGAACCACCUUUAUCCGUGUGACACAGCAGCUGAAUGAGGUUUUCACCCCAAACACCACUGGAAACUGAGAGCCACCCCUCACACAUGGCAGUGUUUUAUUGGUAACUCUACAAUGCAUUGCUGCAUCCUUUUGAAAUUCUGUAACUGUUCCCGUGGUAUUAGCUUUGUUUUGUGUCUGUCUCAAAUGACUUGUGCAAGCAGAUUUUAGUGAUAUGAUCCAGUAAUAUCCUGAGGAUUGGCUCUUAACUUUCAAGUGCUUAUCCUGGUGUUUCGUAUAGUUUUGCCUGGGUUCUUUUUUCUUUUUUUCUAGUGGAGUCCUCCUGCUCCUUCUUCCCCCUCCCCCCCAACCCUUCAGUUUGCUUGUUUCUAUUUUUCACUUUGUACAAAAAUAUUACAAUUUGUUGAUUGUUCCAUGAUUCUUUAGAAUACAUGUAGCAGUAAUGCUGUUAUCUCUUAAACCUAGUCAUGUAGCUUUAAGUGCAAACGGUAAAAAGAAAUAGGUGCUUUGUAAUGUAGUUUAUUCUUGGACAUGUAAGGACACCAUUAUAAAGGAUUGCAGCUUGGCAUCCCAUUGCAAGGGAGAUCAGAACAAAUAAAAACUGUCUGGCUUGCAUCACUGUUUUAAAGAAACCAUGUCCAGCAAUGAUUAUGCUGGAUAUAAGCAUUUUAACUAUUAGAAAUGCUUUUUUUUUCUUUUGGUGCUUCAGUGAUAUUAAUUAUCUUAAGAGAGAAACCUACCCGUGUAACGUAAGCAUUUUGGGUGAAAAUAUAAAUUGUGUCUGGUGAAUGUUGUGAACAUUUGUCAUUCACCAUAGACAUAAUACAGUAAACUGUGACUACAAAUUCCAGAGAUUUUUUAAUUGUAAUACAUGGCUGCUUGUUGUGUCAGUCCAAGAUAUUUCAUUAUCAUGUAGUGAAAUUGACAUUUUUGAAACCAUAUUGCAAUUCUUCAUUAAUUCAGUUAAUGAAUUACAUUAAUGACAUGCCUAACCAUGUGUGAAGGCAUAUAAACAUCAGGAAGCCAAUACAUACACUUCAUUUAAAUUAAGUGAAUUGCUUCAUAAUGGAAAAUGGCUUUAAAUAAAAGUUUGGUUUAUUUUACUGUUUAGUUUUGCACUAAGUGUUCUAAAAUCAUAUACAUGCCUUAUGUUGUCUUCUAGAAAAAUUUAAGACCUGUGAUUAUCAAAGUGAAGCUAUCUCUCAAAUGGUGUGGCUUAGAUUUUAGAACAAAGGUGAGGAGUGGAGGAAAUUACCUUGAGCUGUACAUUUCAUGGCUCAUGGUCUACGGUAUGUGCUUUGCUGUUAUUUAUGCUGCUUUUACCUUAUUUCUGCGAAUAUUAUGUGGUAGUCUUUUACAAGUUUGUCAACUGGUUUAUAUUUAACUACUGGUUUUCCACAAAACAAUUUGCUAAAGUUUUUGCGUAACUUGUUAAGGGUUUUAAAAUUACGUUUUAUUUACUAGACUUUUGAGAGUAUUUGAAAUAAUAGGUGUGUUGGAAAUCUUACUUUACUAUGAAAUUGUUCCCCUGAAAAAGAUCAAAUGUAAACCAAUGUUUUGCACAUGUUACUACCCUUACUGAUCAACCUCUGUCCUGUAAAAAAAAUUUCCAUUAGGGAUUUCCUUUAAGAGGAACACAUCUUUUAAAUAUUUUAUGAUUUGUGUUUCUGCAUGCAAAUGUGUACCAUGGCCAUGUAGUUGGUGCACUCAGCUUUCAUGAACAAACUUGUUUUCUCCAGCUGUGACUGGAGAAUUCCAUUUUUUCAAGGAUGUGUAUAGGUGGAUUGCUGUCUGUCUGCCAAGACUAACGCUUAGCCUCUUACGAAGUGAUCCGCUGUUAGUCUUGGGGAGCCUAAACAAUGAAUGCGACUAAACUGUAAGCUAUGUUGUCUAAUGCCUCGUUUUAGUAGUAAAUCUGAAAUGUGAAUAAACUGGAAGCUAUGUGGUCUAAUGCCUUGUUUUAGCAGUUACAUGUAACUGGAAAAAAUCGUCUGCCAGCAGUCCAGGGAUAUUAGUUUGUGAUUUUUUUCACCAGGGUGGUCUGAUAUUCCAAUAAACUGUUUCUCAAAAAGACAGUGUAGAUUGUAUUACGUCUAAAUGUGACAGCUUGACUACCUUUCUGUGAUUACUUUUACUAAAUUUUGAAGAUCAAAAGUCAGGCAUUCUUCUGAAAAACAUCACAGUCUAUGGAUUGUAUACCGUCUUUCAAAUUAAUACCCUGUGUAAACUGCAUUCCUCUGAAAGGGCAUUUGUUGCUGUGAAAGCUGCUUUAUUUAAUCUAUUUAGUCUUGAUAUGAAAAUGUCAUUUGUACAUGCAAAGAUAGAUUACCUAUUACCAGUUGAGGCUAAAGGCUUAGUGUGAUUUUAUUGCGAGAGAAAUAAAUAUAUUGAAAAUUU